UACAAGUGAAAGAAAUCAAAGGAUUAAGGUUUAAGGAUGUCAUCAGAAACUGCAGCUGCACCUUCUGAAACUGAAGCAGCUAGAGCGAAUCUCCUAAAAAGAAAUUCAGAUGAUGUUGGAUGGGAAUAUGGUGUUCUUGUUGAUGCUAACAACAAAGACAAGGUGAAGUGUAAAUUCUGUGACAAGGAGAUGAGGGGAGGGAUUUAUAGGUUGAAGGAGCAUCUUGCCCAUGUUGGAAAGAAUGUGAAGAAAUGCACGUCUGCAACACCGCAGGCUCUAGAGGCUAAAGAGAAGUGCAAGAAAGCAAUUGAGGCUGCAAAAAGGAAGAGGGAGGAGAAGACUGUUCGUGAGCUAGAACUUAGAGAGGAAGUGAAUGUAUCUAGGGUUGGAGAGGAGUCAGAAGAAGUCACUUGUGUUGGAAGCUCACAGCCUCACAAAUUAGGGCCAAUUGACAAAUGGACACGUGCUAUUGAUCCUACCAAGGCUGAUUCAUUCAAACAACAGCAGCUGAACAAGGAACUAUGGAAAGAAAGAGAGCAUGAGGUGCACAAGUUUAUUGCAAGAUGGGCCUAUAAUCAUGGAAUACCUUUCAAUGCAUGUGACAAUGAUGAGUUCAAGCAAAUGUGUGAAGCAAUUGGACAAUUUGGACCAGGACUUACACCUCCAACUCAAGAUGCCUUUCGAGGUAGUUUGCUGGAAGAAGAAUAUGAAAGAACCAAGUGUUUGCUGCAGGAACGUGAAGCCGAGAAGAUGAAAAAUGGUUGCUCUAUUAUGACCGAUGCUUGGUCAGAUAGAAAGAGGAGAAGCAUAAUGAAUAUAUGCACUAAUUGUGCUGAUGGAACCUCCUUCAUCAGCUCAAAAGAGAUGUCAGAUGUGUCACACACAAGCGAAGUCAUUUUUGAAUUAGUGGACAAAGCAAUUGAAGACAUUGGUGAAGAAAAUGUGGUGCAAGUAGUCACUGACAAUGCCUCUAACAACAUGGGAGCAAAGAAGCUAUUGCUUGAGAAGAGACCACAAAUAUUUUGGACCUCUUGUGCAGCUCACACAAUCAACUUGAUGCUCCAAGGAAUUGGCAAAUUGCCUCGGUUCAGGAAAGUGAUUGACCAAGCAAAGUCAUUUACCAUAUUUGUGUAUGGCCACACAAGAACAUUGGAGUGCUUGAGAUACUUCACAGAGGGGAAAGAGCUAGUGAGGCCAGGAGUGACUAGGUUUGCUUCAUACUUUCUCACUUUGAACAGUAUGCAAGAGAAGAAGGACCAGUUAAGGAAGAUGGUAGUUCAUAGCAGGUGGGACUCAUUAAAGGAUGUGAAAUCAAAGAAAGGAAAAGAGGCCACAGCUACUAUAUUGAGUCCAGCCUUUUGGAAGGAUGUGAAGCUAAUGUUGGCUGUUUUUGAGCCAUUGGUCAAAGUCCUCCGUUUGGUUGAUGGGGAUGUGAAGCCAUCCAUGGGUUUCCUUUAUGGAGAGCUACUAAAGGCAAAAAGAGAGAUCAAAGAGGCCUUUGGCAAUGUUGAGUCUCGAUUCAAAGAUGUUAUGGCUGUAAUUGAGAAGAAGAUGAAUGGAAGACUUGAUUCUCCAUUGCAUUUGACAGCUUUUUUGCUGAAUCCACACUAUAGCUAUGCUAACCCAUCAAUAUUUGAUGAGCCCAAAAUGAAUGAAGCCUUCAUAUCUUGUGUCGAGCAAUUUUAUUAUCAUGAUGAGGACCAACAAGAACAGGCUGCCAACUUUGAAUUGAAAAAAUUUCAGAAUAGAGAAGGACCAUUUAGCAAGAAGCUUGCAAGAACUUUUCAAAACUAUGAUUACAAUCCAGGUAGAGCAUCAUGGUGGCGGUUAUAUGGAACUGAAACACCAGCUUUACAAAAGAUGGCUACAAGGAUAUUAUCUUUGACAUCAAGCUCUUCUGGUUGUGAAAGAAAUUGGAGUGGGUUUGAAGGGAUACACACUAAGAAGAGAAAUAGGCUGACUACAACCCGCCUCAACAAGUUAGAAUAG
This is a messenger RNA of Zea mays, 1989 nucleotides long. RefSeq lists its product as uncharacterized. Lineage: Eukaryota; Viridiplantae; Streptophyta; Magnoliopsida; Poales; Poaceae. The record is from RefSeq and is a predicted model, not a curated record. Gene Ontology annotation, molecular function: DNA binding; protein dimerization activity. The coding region runs from base 37 to 1989 and encodes 650 amino acids. The transcript has 5 exons.